AUUCCUGUAAGUCUCAGUCAUGAAUAACAAUCACAGCGUCCUGCACGCGGAGUAGCGGCACCGGAGCUUAGAGCAGCACGAGACCUUCGGGCUGGAGAAGGAACGGAAUGGCGCUCUAGACAACCGAUCGAGACUAUAACACUAUUUUACGUUUCACACCGGAUCGAAGCCCCCUUUCGUGUUUGAUUUGAAGCGUCUCUCCCGUUCGUAGGACUGAGUGGUGUUUCAGUGAGCAGGUGUUUCACAUCUUUGCGCUACCCUGUUUUUACGAGGUUGUGACAGCCACAGACGUUAAGCAGAUGUUAGUGCAUUACUCCACCACGGACCGGCAUGACGGCGUCCCGAGCCACAGCUCGCGCCUAUCCCAGCUGGGCUCGGUGUCACACGCAGGACCCUACUCCAGCGCGCCCCCUCUCUCCCACGCGCCCUCUUCGGACUUCCAACCUCCGUAUUUCCCGCCACCUUAUCAGCCGCUCGCUCACUACCAGAGCCAGGACCCUUAUUCGCAUGUGAGCGACCCGUACUCCCUGAACUCCCUGCACCAGACCCAGCAGGGGGCCUGGGGGUCGCGGCAGCGGCAGGACACUAGCGGGGAGCGCAUGGACAGCUCCUCGCUGCUCGCCCAGCCCCGGGCCUCGCUGCCUCAGCUGUCCGGGCUGGACCCACGGCGGGACUAUGGCGGCGUGCGCCGGCCUGACGUGCUGCUUCACUCGGCUCACCCGGGACUAGAGCACAGCAUGGGGGACGGACUGCUGCACGGCCUGCACAGCAUGGAGGACCAGGCUCUGGAAGACAACAACGGAAUGAACAUUCUGGAUCAAUCAGUAAUUAAGAAAGUGCCAAUGCCACACAAGAACAUGGGCUCUCUGAUGCUUGGCAAGGACGGCCUGAUGGGCGGAGUGACCGUGAGCAUCAACGAGGUGUUCUGCUCGGUGCCCGGACGCCUGUCGCUGCUCAGCUCCACCUCCAAGUAUAAAGUCACCGUCGGGGAGGUGCAGAGGAGACUGUCGCCGCCCGAGUGCCUCAACGCGUCCCUGCUGGGUGGCGUGCUAAGAAGAGCCAAGUCCAAAAACGGAGGCCGGUCCCUCAGGGAGAAGCUGGAGAAGAUCGGACUGAAUCUGCCCGCCGGGAGACGCAAGGCUGCUAACGUCACUCUGCUGACGUCUCUAGUGGAAGGUGAAGCCGUCCACUUGGCCCGGGACUUCGGCUAUAUCUGCGAGACGGAGUUCCCGACCAAAGCCGUGAGCGAGUACCUGAACCGGCAGCACGCGGACCCCAACGAGCUCCACACGAGAAAAAACAUGCUGCUGGCCACCAAACAGCUGUGUAAGGAGUUCACAGACCUGCUGGCCCAGGACAGGACUCCGCUGGGGAACUCGCGGCCGAGCCCCCUGCUGGAGCCGGGCAUCCAGAGCUGCCUCUCCCACUUCUCCUUCAUCACGCACGGCUUCGGCUCGCCGGCCAUCUGCGCCGCGCUCACCGCCCUGCAGAACUACCUCAGCGAGGCCCUGAAGGGGCUCGACAAGAUGUUCCUCAGCGGCAACAACAACAACAACAACAACGGCGGCAGCGGCGGCAACAAUCGCCACGGCGACGGGAACAAGGGCAUCGACAAGGCGGAAGAGAAGCAGCGGAAAUGAGGAUGCGUGGAUGUGUGGGCGUGGGCGAGGUGUGGAGGGGGGGGGGAGGGGCAGCAAGAGGCGGAGGCGGAGCUUAUCGGCUGUCCACCUUCAAGGGCUUUGCCCCCGCCACCGCCGCCGCUGCCGGUUGACCCGACGACCACGUGCACGCUCGUCAGGAGGAAGAAGAGGAGGAAGAAGAGGAGGAGGAGGAGGAGGAGGAGGAGGAGGGAAGAGAGACUGUCGUGGAGGGGGUGGGAGGAAGGAAAAAAGAAAGGGAAACCAGAUGGCUGGGGGCCACUGUCGGAGGGCCACAGAGGGAUUUUUCAUCUGUAUUACAUUCUUUUUGCUCCCACCCGCCCACCACUCCAC
Messenger RNA from Gadus morhua (Atlantic cod), 1991 nucleotides. It is a transcript of the gene tfap2b, whose product is annotated as transcription factor AP-2 beta. The record is from RefSeq and is a predicted model, not a curated record. Gene Ontology annotation, cellular component: nucleus. NCBI's taxonomy places the organism in Eukaryota, Metazoa, Chordata, Actinopteri, Gadiformes, Gadidae. Gene Ontology annotation, biological process: regulation of cell population proliferation; regulation of transcription by RNA polymerase II; anatomical structure development. Gene Ontology annotation, molecular function: RNA polymerase II transcription regulatory region sequence-specific DNA binding; DNA-binding transcription factor activity, RNA polymerase II-specific. The transcript is spliced from 7 exons. The coding region runs from base 300 to 1640 and encodes 446 amino acids.